AUGGGGAGGAAGCUGGACCUGUCUGGUCUGACCGACGACGAAACGGAGCAUGUCCUCCAGGUGGUUCAACGAGACUUCAAUCUUCGCAAAAAAGAGGAAGAACGGCUAAGCGAGAUGAAGCAGAAGCUGGCCGAGGAAGGCAGCAAGUGCAGCAUCCUCUCGAAGCACCAGAAGUUCGUGGACCACUGCUGCAUGCGCUGCUGUUCGCCCUUCACCUUCCUGGUCAACACCAAGCGCCGGUGUGCCGACUGUCAGUUCAACGUCUGCAAGAGCUGCUGCUCCUACCAGAAGCACGAGAAGGUGUGGAUCUGCUGCGUCUGCCAGCAGGCCAGGCUUCUGAGGACCCAGUCUCUGGAAUGGUUCUACAAUAACGUGAAGAGUCGCUUCAAACGCUUCGGCAGUGCUAAAGUCUUGAAGAACCUGUACAGGAAACACCGGCUGGAGACCGGGGCGUGCUUCGAUAUUCUAGGAGGAAGCUUUUUCGAGGCAAACCUGGAGAAUGAAGGAAGUGUGUCAGGCAGUGAUUCAACAUUUUAUAGACAGUCUGAAGGACACAGCAUGAUGGACACAUUGGCUGUCGCCCUGCGGGUGGCUGAAGAGGCCAUCGAGGAGGCAAUUUCCAAAGCAGAAGCCUAUGGGGACAGUCUGGACAAGCAGAAUGAGGCCAGUUACCUGCGGGACCACAAGGAGGAGCUGACGGACGAACUGGCCACGACCAUCCUGCAGAAGAUCAUAAGAAAACAGAAGAACAAAGGCGAGCAGCAAAUGGGAGAAGAGCCAGAGUGGUCACAGCCCCAGAGCUGCAGUGCAGAGGCCGCUGACGAGGGGACCGCAGCCCCCCCGGGAGGCCCCCGAGCUCCCUCCACCCUCUGGCGAUCCCAGUCUGCAUUCUCACUCACCAGAGAAGAUGCCCCGAGGACCCCUUCGCUGGAAGCUAUGUCAAGGCCGCCCAGGGGCCAGGACCAGCCACCGAGGGAGGAGGCGGCCUUGCCCAUCUGGAAGAGCGUGGACAGGCUGGAUGACACAAACCUGGCCGCGGUUUUGCAGAGCCCCGACGGGAACUGGGUGGCCCUGAAAGAUGGCGCUCUGCCGCCCACCCGCCUGCUGGCCAAGCCCAAGAGUGGCACGUUCCAGUCCCUGGAGGCAGCCUCCCGUGUGACAUCUGCCUACGAGGAGAUGGGCUCCGAAAGCGAGGAGGACUUUGACUGGAGUGAGGCCUUGAGCACGCUGUGCCCGCGGCCCCUAGGCCUGCCCAGGAGCCCCCAGCCUCAGCCCACACAGGCCCAGGGUUCGGACCAAGGCCCCUCGGCCACCUCCGCCUCCUCUGGGCUCUCUCCCAACCCCGAGGCCAUGUGCUCCGACUCAGAGACGUCCUCUGCGGGCUCCUCCCGGGAAGCUGGGCGCCGGGCCAGACUGUCCUGGUUGCAGAGGAAGGCCCCCAGGGACCCCGCCGCGGAGAAGAUACGCCUGCAGGGAGAGUUGGACGUGAACUUCAACCCCCAGGCAGCCAGCAGGGAGACCUCGGACAGCAGCGAGCCCGAGGAGAUGCCCCAGGCUGCGGACCGGAAGGCCAGGAGGUGGAGAAGGGCCCGUGUGGGCUCAGAGGAGCCGAGCGAGGAGUUGUCUUCUCCCAACGCCCAUUGCCAGGGGCUGGGUGCACAUCAGGCAUCCGGUGAUUUGUCGGAGACCGACACCAGCGACGACGCCAGGCACCCUCGGAGCCGGGCGGCCGCCACGGAAGAGAAACUGAGAAACAGGCUGUACGAGUUAGCAAUGAAAGUGAGCGAGAAGGAGACCUCUUCGGGGGACGAUCAGGAGUCGGAGCCCAAGACGGAGUCUCAGAACCCCAAGGAGAGUCUGUCCUCUGAAGACAACAGCCAGGGCGUCCAGGAAGAGCUCAAGAAGAAGUAUUCUGCUGUUUCUCUCUGCAACAUCUCCACAGAAGUCCUGAAAGUCAUCAACGCCACCGAGGAGCUGAUAGCAGAGUCCGCAGGGCCCUGGGAGUUCCCACCUGUCCCUCCCGACAGAGAGAAGGGGACAUUUCCUCUUGGGACAGACCAAGUGAGACUGGAUGAACAGCUGACUUCUCUGGAAGAAAACGUGUACCUGGCGGCAGGCACCGUGUAUGGACUCGAAGGCCAGCUGAGUGAACUGGAGGAUGCCGCCCGCUGCAUCCACAGUGGCACCGAUGAGACCGAACUGGCAGAUCUGGAGGACCAGGUGGCCACGGCUGCAGCCCAGGUUCACCACGCUGAGCUCCAGAUUUCUGAUAUUGAGAGCCGGAUUUCAGCCCUGACCAUUGCAGGGUUAAACAUAGCACCGUGUGUCCGCCUCACAAGAAGACGCGAUCAGAAGCAAAGGAACCAGGUACAAACCAUAGACACAUCAAGGCAGCAGAGGAGGAAACUGCCUGCCCCACCAGUGAAAGCCGAAAACAUUGAGGCAUCUUCAGUGACCACCAUUAAAACAUUUAACCGCAACUUCCUUCUCCAAGGCUCCUUGACAAACAGGACUAAUGAAAGGAAAAGCGCCACCAAGGAUUUGAUGGAGCCCAGUCUGGCGUCUGCUGUGAUGUAUUAG
Molecule: messenger RNA, 2580 nt
Organism: Puma concolor (puma)
Lineage: Eukaryota; Metazoa; Chordata; Mammalia; Carnivora; Felidae
Source: RefSeq, a predicted model, not a curated record